Molecule: messenger RNA, 1320 nt
Organism: Mesorhabditis spiculigera
Lineage: Eukaryota; Metazoa; Nematoda; Chromadorea; Rhabditida; Rhabditidae
Source: the annotation of a GenBank genome assembly
AUGCGGUUGCCCCUCAUCCUGGCGGUGGUGCUAUGCACGGCGUUAGCCGCAUUACAAACAAAAAUGAUUUAUAAGGAGUCGACGAUGAAAAGAAUGAUUCGAGAGGAUCGCUGGGACGAAUAUAAGGCCGUAAAAGCGGAAAGAAGGGCCAAAUUGUUAAAGCGGAGGCCAGAGCUAGCCUCGUACCCCCAGAAUGUAUUGGAUUAUGAUGAUGCCGAGUACAUUGGUCAUAUUACGAUCGGCACCCCUGAUCAAGAUUUUUUGGUUAUUCUCGAUACCGCAUCGGCAACGCUAUGGGUCCCUGAUCGGGAAUGCGGACAGGAAAUGGAUGAUUGCGAGGAGUGUCUAAAGUAUGGCGAGGAUGAGUGCAACUUCAAGUGUGAUGACCCUUUCUGCUGCGACACGAUCCAUCGUGGCUCCCUCUACCGAGAGCCGAAGAAACGCUUCGGUGCCUGCCUACACAAGCACAAAUUUGACCCCACCAAAUCCACAACUUUUGCGCCAUUCCCGGGUGAUGGAUGGGAGACCGGGGCGGCUUAUGGGUGGUUGGGAAUGGACACGGUCAGGUUCGGCUCGGUUAACGAGACCCAAUUGGUCAUCCCGAAGAUCAAUUUUGGUCAAGCGCUUGAUAUUGAUGAUGGUUUCUACGGUGAUCCAAGCGACGGUAUCUUAGGACUUGGCUUCACCUCACUGGCUGUCGAUCACAUAAUACCUCCAUUUAUCAGCGCCGUUAACCAAAAGCUGGUCGAUCAGCCAAUCUUCUCUGUAUUCUUGAAAACUGAUGGUCAAGUGGAGGGUCAGCCGGGUGGUGUUUUCACGUGGGGCGGAAUUGACACGGAUAAUUGCGCACCGGUGCAGGCAUGGAUGCCGCUUCAGGCUGCUGACUAUUGGGUCUUCAAGCUAAAAGGAGUAGCCGUCGGGAAUCUGUCAUCUGUACACGAGUGGAAUGCCAUCUCUGACACUUCAUCAGCCUUGAUCGGUGGCCCGGCGCUGGUGAUCGGCGCUAUCGCGAAACAAGUUGGGGCGCAGUACAAUCUAAAGUACGAUAUGUACAUCAUCUCUUGCAAUGCCACCAAUGGCCCUGAUAUCACAAUGGAGAUCGGUCAACACAACUACACCAUUCCGGCGACCAACUAUAUCAUCCCAUCUGGAAAAGCCAACCUAUGCUUCAUGAAUUUUGUGAAUUACAACGCGCAGGCUUUCAAACCCCAGUGGUACAUCGGAAACCCGCUGAUGCGGCAAUACUGCCAUUUCUACGAUGUCAGCAAACAGCGGCUUGGUUUUGCUCCACCUAAAACCUCCGCCCAAACCCAGACUGUA